This is a messenger RNA of Caenorhabditis remanei, 1599 nucleotides long. RefSeq lists its product as uncharacterized. Gene Ontology annotation, molecular function: glutaminase activity; protein binding. Bases 1 to 1599 code for a protein of 532 amino acids. The record is from RefSeq and is a predicted model, not a curated record. The transcript has 10 exons. Gene Ontology annotation, biological process: L-glutamine catabolic process. NCBI's taxonomy places the organism in Eukaryota, Metazoa, Nematoda, Chromadorea, Rhabditida, Rhabditidae.
AUGCCUCACAAUCCGCUCAUCAAUGCCGGCGCCAUCGUUGUCACGUCGAUGAUUAAGCCGACUCAUUCGAUGGCUGAUCGAUUCGAUUUUAUGCUUAAAAAGUAUCGAAAACUCGCCGGUGGUGGACACGUCGGUUUCGAUAAUGCAACAUUCCUCUCAGAGCGUGACACGGCCGAUCGCAACUACGCUCUAUCGUACUACAUGAAAGAGUACCGUUGUUUCCCUGACGAAUCGCAGGUCUAUGAAAAGGCAAAGGGUCUCCGUGAGGAAUUGGAUCUCUACUUCCAAUUGUGUUCACUCGAAACGAAUUGUGACACUGCCGCCGUGAUGGCAGCCACUCUUGCGAACGGAGGAAUCUGUCCGUUGACGACGGAGAAAUGUUUGGGAUCGAGACCGUGUCGAGACAUUCUCUCGUUGAUGUACUCGUGUGGAAUGUACGAUUAUUCGGGAAAAUUCGCUUUUCAGGUUGGACUCCCCGCGAAAUCCGGUGUCUCCGGUAUCAUGAUCGUUGUGAUUCCAAACGUGAUGGGCAUCGCUCUCUACUCUCCGCCACUCGACAAAACCGGCAAUUCGUGUCGAGGCGUCGCAUUCUGUCGACAAUUAAUCGAUAAAUUCAAUUUCCACAAUUACGAUUCGUUGCUCCAUCCGGAUGAUUCGCGUAAAAUCGAUCCGCGUCGAAAGAUCGGUCCACGUGAGAAUGAGACGAUUGUGCAGGUGAUGUACGCGGCGAAGAACGGAGAUUUGGACUCGCUGCGACGAAUGUUUAUGCAGGGAGCCGAUUUGAAAACGGCCGAUUAUGAUAACCGGACGGCACUCCAUGUGGCCGCCGCCGAGGGACGCAUCAAAGUUUGCAAGUUUUUGGUCAAUAUUGUUGGAAUUCCGCAUGAUGUUAGGGAUAGAUGGGGUCGUUACCCACUGGACGACGCCCGCCAAUUCAAGAACAAAGAGGUCGCAUUGUAUCUGUUCCGUCUUCAAUAUCCAACCAAACGGAUGCCUGAAAAUUGGUUCGAAGUCGGCGGUGAUCUUCUCGUCUCGGAACUCGAGAAUUGUGCUGAUAAUUCCAGCGUGGAUGACAACGUCGAGAGCUCUGGCGAAGACGAGGGAAUCACUGGAAUGUUGACUGACGAUUUGGAGAAGAGAGAGUGGGCACUUCAUGCCAAUGGAAAUAUGGGCGAAAUCAACUACCAACUCGUCCGUCGCAAAUCGUCGAAAGCUCCGCCCACUCCCGAAUCGAAACCGCCGUCGUUCGGUUACGGUUCGGGACGGAAAGAGCCGGUACACCAUCAGAAUCACCAGCAGCAGAAUCCUCAUCAGAUUCACGAGAAGCCACCACAUCACCAAGUAUUCCAUAAUAUCAAUGGACACGGUCAUUUGAAUGGAAAUGGAACUCAUCAAAACGGACAUCAUCAUCAUCACACACUUCCCAAUCAUAUGAUACUCAACGGAGCAGCCGGUGGGCUCAAUUCGAGGAGACUCAGCUCACCGAAUGAACAGGAUGAGGAUAAUGAGAUCGUUGUGGUGCUAGUUAACCGAUCAAUAGAGGGGAUGUUAGACAAGAAGAGAGGGAUUGAUCAACACCCGAGUAUCGAGAGUGUCUAA